Spirometra erinaceieuropaei is the source of this 483-nucleotide messenger RNA. The record is from the annotation of a GenBank genome assembly. NCBI's taxonomy places the organism in Eukaryota, Metazoa, Platyhelminthes, Cestoda, Diphyllobothriidea, Diphyllobothriidae.
AUGGCCUACGGCUUCCGCAGCAGUGUCUGGGACCCCGUUCUCAUUAUCAGCCAGAUCGUCUGCAUUCAGUGUCUAUACUACGGCGCUGCAGGAGCCCUGCUAGCCCUUCUGAGUCCCCUUUCCAGUUGGCAGACCAGCCUCAGCCUCCUCUUCGAUGAUGAGGAGUUGCGUUUCCGUGAUCUGCAGGGCCGUUGCCUCAUUGCGGUCUUCCUGCUUGCGGCCACAGCCUGUGCUUUGGGCCUCUGGCGUCUUGUGAAGCGCACCAAACUCUGCCUCGACUUUGCCUGUACUCUGCACUUUUGGCAUCUAAUCUUCUGCUGGGCCUACAACUCCUCCUUCCCGGUCUCCGUUGCUUGGUGGCUCACUACCAUCAUCUCCAUUAUCCUAAUGACUGUGUUGGGCGAAUUUCUGUGCAUGCGCAGUGAAAUGAAGGCCAUUCCCCUGGGCGGAGGUGGUGCAGGCUCUCACAGGAGUGCCGUCUAA